UUGCUCACAACAGUGAAUCUAUUGCUUAUCAUGACCACUGUGCACCGGAAAUGAAGCAGAUUUCUCUGGUUUUGUCUUCCUCGAUCUAUUCCCAAAAGCAAAAUCCUGAUUUUUCAGUUCACCAACAACAAGCUAAGCUAAGCUAAGCUAAACCCUCCUUCUAGCUAAGCACCGACAACAAAGGAAAUAGAAAGCAACAGAUCGAAACUAAGAGUGUAGUGCGGGAAAGGGACAAGCUGGGCUAGAUAAUUGUUUCUUAAAGUUCAAAAUGUCAAAUAUUACAGGUGAUAUUGAAGAAGGUAGCUUCUCCUCUGGGAACACAGCCGGGGAAGAAGUUCAUCAAGAAAAGCAGCUGCAAAACCACUUGCAUGGCUCCAACUCCGGUGGAGGUUCCGGCGGGGGGAGGAGUAACAGCAAUGGCUCUGUCACUACCCAACAGCAGCAGCAGCAGCCAACCAAGAAGAAGAGAAACCUUCCCGGAACUCCAGAUCCGAGUGCAGAAGUUAUUGCUCUAUCACCAACGACUCUAAUGGCGACGAACCGAUUUGUGUGUGAGAUCUGCAACAAAGGGUUUCAGAGAGACCAGAACCUUCAGCUUCACAGGCGAGGCCAUAACCUUCCAUGGAAGCUGAGGCAAAGAACCAGCACUGAGGUUAGGAAAAGGGUUUACAUAUGCCCUGAGCCAACCUGCGUCCACCACAACCCGGCUCGUGCUUUAGGAGAUCUUACUGGCAUUAAAAAGCACUUUAGCCGAAAACACGGUGAGAAAAAGUGGAAAUGUGACAAGUGCUCCAAGAAAUAUGCAGUGCAGUCAGACUGGAAGGCUCAUCAGAAGACUUGCGGCACUAGGGAAUACAAAUGUGAUUGUGGAACCAUCUUUUCCAGGAGAGAUAGCUUUAUCACCCACAGAGCCUUCUGUGACGCAUUGGCAGAAGAAAACAACAAAGUAAACCACGGACUCAUAAUGAACAACAACAUGGGGACCCAUAACCAAAUGCCUGAUCACCUCAUCUCCUCCAUGCCGAUGAACACCAACACCUCAAUGGGAAUCGGAGCUGGAGCAAUCUCCGAAUACAACAACUACGACCCGAAAAACCCUAUGAAAUCCCUCCCGGAGGAUCUUGUCCCAAUGCCGUUCAAGUCCAUCAUGAACACCAAUCUCCCAGCCGGAGGAGGAAUGUUUUCCAGCAGCUCCGGCUCGCUUUUCGGCGGCCCUAGAAGUGUCAACUCCUCCACCUCCUCCAGCCUCCAGCUCAGCUCCAACAACAGCUCGUCCGCCGGGUUCAACUACCUUCAAGACAGCAAAAACGGGUGCGGUGGAAGCCCUAAUAUAACCGGUUCGGCUCAAAUGUCAGCCACUGCUUUGCUCCAGAAGGCAGCUCAAAUGGGCGCCACCGCCAGCAACACUACUAUAAACUCCCCCAUGAUGCAGAAGAGCUUCGUCACCAGCAUGGCGGGCCCGGAGAACCACCACCUCCUCUCCACCAACUCAAUCAGCAACGUCACUCGACCGCCGUACGAUCACCACCCUCACUUCCAGCAAGUCCAACAACAGCUACCAGAUCACCACCAGAUGGUUGGGAUGCACGGCUUCACCAACCAGCUCUUCGGUGACGCAAACGCCACUUCAGCUGCGAGCUCGGCGGCGAUGAGUGACCGCAUGGGGAUGUUCAGUCAGGUGGUGUUUAACAUGGGGAGUGGAGGCAGUCACGAGCAGAACCAGGCGUUGCUGAGGAACUUGGAGCAGCAGAGUUUCGGAGGGAGCGGCGGCGAAGGAGGGGAUAUGACUACGCUUGAUCUCUUGGGGCUCGGCGGAGGAGGAGGAGCGAGGCCUCAGCCGCAGAAUUUGCAUGAGCAACAUCAGCAGAGGUUGGACUUGGAAGCGAUGAGCCAGCCGAGAAUGCCAAUGAUGAACCCCUUCCACCAGCAACAGCAGCGCUCGCAUGGCGACUCGCCGGUGGAAAGCAACCCGUUUGGAAUGUGAGCAUCGGCUACGGAGUACUAGUACUGUAUUACUGCGACUUGGUCAUGAGUUAUCAUAACUAGGUCUUGUUUUUGCGUCAUCUUCGGCUUUGCUGACUGGGUGAGGGUUCGAGUCUUUGAGAGUGGGCCUUCAUUAUUUGUAUUGUUGUGAAGGGGCCUUGGGAAUUUAGGUAAGUCAAACGUGGGCCUUUGUCUCGACCCCAGUCGCCAUUUAUGUAUGACCCCAAUCACAUUUCAACUCUAGGAAAGUAGGAUCAAUAUCAUUUUAUUCACUCAAAACACCAAAAACAUGUAAUUUAUCCUUUUCAUA
Molecule: messenger RNA, 2293 nt
Organism: Rosa chinensis
Lineage: Eukaryota; Viridiplantae; Streptophyta; Magnoliopsida; Rosales; Rosaceae
Product: zinc finger protein GAI-ASSOCIATED FACTOR 1
Exons: 3
Coding region: 269-1984 (571 amino acids)
Cellular component (GO): nucleus
Molecular function (GO): DNA-binding transcription factor activity
Source: RefSeq, a predicted model, not a curated record